AGGCCCCAAGGAAAUUUUGUCCGUUUAGCUCUUUUGUGAAAAGACAAAACCAGUGUGUACGUUAUAGAGGUGAAUUGUAUGAUUCAUCAGCUUAUUGCUGUGUGUAGGUGAUAUAAUCUCUCAACAAAACUCCAAUCAAUGACACCUCUCAGAACAAAUUGGCGAAGCUCAUCGCAGAUGGACGGACGGCGAGCCCCUAUCGGGGCUCGUUGUGCGCUGCCGUUGUUAUCGCUUGCAUCGCUAAAUUUUUUCCCAUACAGAUUUCCACCGCUGGAUGCUAAGCUUACCAAUAACCAUGUCGUUCAGCUCUUCAAUUCAUCUCAAACAAAUCCUCCAAUUGUAUAAACCUGGAGUAAAUCAUCUCGAGCUUUGUAUAAUUG
Molecule: messenger RNA, 380 nt
Organism: Williopsis jadinii
Lineage: Eukaryota; Fungi; Ascomycota; Saccharomycetes; Phaffomycetales; Wickerhamomycetaceae
Exons: 1
Coding region: 139-345 (68 amino acids)
Source: RefSeq, a predicted model, not a curated record